Messenger RNA from Cryptococcus deneoformans JEC21, 2350 nucleotides. Its product is annotated as trehalose synthase, putative. Lineage: Eukaryota; Fungi; Basidiomycota; Tremellomycetes; Tremellales; Cryptococcaceae. Gene Ontology annotation, molecular function: glycosyltransferase activity. The transcript is spliced from 12 exons. The record is from RefSeq and is a predicted model, not a curated record. The coding region runs from base 28 to 2232 and encodes 734 amino acids.
CACUCACCCUACAUCAUCACGCCAGCAAUGCCCCCAGGAGAGCAACCCAAGCGACGUCUUUCGACCACCUCAAGCAGGCAGCCUACCACCAUCCAAGACAUCUUCAUCGGUGUCGGCCUCCAACUUGCGCCCCAGCCUGAUAUUUCCGAGGGACAAGAGGAUCCUGGUAGGGAUCUCGAAUACAGUGCGGUCAUCCACGACGGUACCGGUAUCAUUGAUAGCGAGACGUUCCAUACGACCUUUCACACGUAUGGCAAGGAUGAAGAUGGCCUUGCGGCGGAAAUGAAAAGGGUCGCGAGGGAUAUGCUCUAUUUGUUGAGAGCUAUUCAAACUAACCGGCAGGUCAACGUCAAGAUGAUCGCCGUCGCCGAACCUGUUCCUGACGAGCUUCGAGCCAAGAAUGGAGUUGAAUUCUUCCCUACUCUGUGGCUUCAUAUGGAUGCUAUACCAUUCAUCACCACUCCCUCUACUUCCAUCUUCACCAAGCUUCCGGCUCCAUCUACUAUUGCCAGCGGGACAGCCGCCGUUUCUGCAGCUGUCAAACACCUCCACCCGGCUACUCACUCUGCAACAACUGCUGAUGUCGCCCCGAAGGACCACCAUGUCCAAGUCGACUGCGAUGGCCAAAUUCGACUUUGCAGUAUCUUGCAAUACCAGCAAAGCUCUAGUGAGGCCCUCUGGGCGAGAUUCACGGCCCUCUCAAGGCUCUUGAACGCGAACAAAGUUUCCAUCGCAUUUUUCUCAGCCACUCCCCAAGGUGGAGGUGUCGCCCUCAUGCGGCACGCCCUCAUCAGACUCUGGCGAAUGGUCGGCCUCCCUGUCAAAUGGUUCGUCCCCGAAGGCCAUCCUACGGUGUUUAAUAUCACCAAGACCAAGUUCCAUAACGUCCUUCAGGGUGUUUCGCCCAAAGACGUGGAGAUCGGCGAGACGGAUAAGACCUGGUUUGAGCUUUGGACUGAGCAGAACUAUGAGAGUUUUUGGAGCAAUGGAGCUCUUGAUGCUAGCAUAAUCGUGAUCGACGAUCCACAACUGACUGCUCUCAUCCCAAUCAUCAAGAAGAAACGACCAGAUGCCAAAAUCAUCUUCCGUUCUCACAUCCAAAUCCAAUCAGAUCUUACAGACGAUCCCUCUACCGUUCAGUACAGGACUUGGAAUUAUCUCUUCAACUUUAUCAAAGAUGUUGACCUUUUCCUCGCUCACCCCGUGAAAUUCUUUGUCCCCAAGAAUGUCCAUGAAAACCUUCCCGUCCUGUACAUGGCCCCUUCCACUGACCCUCUCGAUGGAUUGAACAAGAUGUAUGGCCGCGCUUCCGUCAGGUACUACCGUCAGUACUUUAACCAGCUCUCCCAGGCUCAAUGUGGAGUCAAGAUUGAUUGGGAUAGAGGUUACGUCUGCCAGAUUGCGAGAUUUGACCCCUCCAAGGGUAUCGAUGUUCUCCUGAAAGCAUAUCUCGAGUUCCGACAGAAACUCGAAGAGUCCGAGAACCCACCACUUGACAAUGGUCCGCAGCUUAUCAUCAUGGGCCAUGGAAGUAUUGAUGAUCCUGAUGGCAGUUGGGUAUACGAAAAGAUCCAUGACACCCUUAAUUCGCCAGGGUAUGAACUCAUCCAUGGCGAUGUGGCUGUUGUCAGAGCUCCUCCUUCUGAUGCGCUCCUGGGUUGUAUUCUUCAAGGUGCCUGGGUCGCCACCCAGCUUUCUACCCGAGAAGGAUUCGAAGUCAAAGUCACUGAAGCUAUCAACAAGCGAGUGCCCAUCAUCGCCUCUGACGCGGGCGGUAUUCCGCUCCAAGUCAAGGAAGGGAAAAACGGCUGGAUCGUCCCUGCGGGUGAUGCAGCAGCUGUUUCUGAAAUAUUGUACAAGAUCCAUAAGGGCGAACUGAGUGUUCACCGAGGUUUGUCUGUGGAGAAAGAAUUGGAUGGGAAAAGUGACCCCAACAGUGUCGCUCAAGAAUGGGUCGGCAACUUUGACGAAGCGUACCGUAAGGUUCAUGAUGACGACGGUGCCACUUCGGAAGACUUCUGGACAGUUGGUAACGCCACUCGAUGGAUGUUACUCUUCGCCAAGCUCCUUGAUCUCAAGAUCGACCAAACCGGCGAGGUCAGUGAGCAGGAUGUAAACGUUUUGAAGGAGCUCGAGAAGGAGAAGUUGCCCAGUAAGGGAGAAGCGGGCGGAAACGUGUGGCACAUGUUAAUGGGGGACGACAUGUUGCAGGGUGAGGGCGCAUUGAUCUAACUGAUUACAGUGUCGUAUGUCUCUUGCUGCGUUAGGAGUAGAAAAUCAGAACCGUUGUUUAAUAAUACAUAGUUGUGAGAAUUAGAAAAGUGAUGAGGUAUAUGUGUACAUUUUCAAA